AGAGUAAUAGUUCAUUUAGAUUGAAAUUUACUUGAAGUACAGAAUUUAAAUAAGAAGAAGAAUUUUUCUUUAACAGUUGCAAACUGCUGGUUCUAUGAUAAAAAUUGGAGCGCAAAUGGAAACAGAACUACUACCAUAACUUAUUAUUACUACAUCAAUGGAUCGUGGGUUGCUUCAACUACAAUAAAGCCUGCUACAAAUGGUGGUGGGAAUGAGUUGACAACUGUGCCUAGAACUGACCACAUUGAAGCUACUACUGCUAUGACUUCAAUUGGCUCAGGAUCUGGUCCGACUGACAAAACUGUUCAAGCCCAAUUCGUUGAAGAGAUAAGUAACACAGAGUCUGUUUCUGAUACAAAUGCAAUACUUGAUCGUUUGCAAACGUCACACUUGACGUCAUCUGAGAAAAACGAAGUUGUAUCAAACUUGAUGGAUGUUGUUGAACAACAAGUAUCUGUAUCGACUGACAAUACAAAAAUCAGUGCAAAUGAAUUAAUCUCAGUCUUUGAUCGGAUUGAAAACUUCGUUUCCAUUUUAGACGAAGAUAAAGUUGAGAAAUUUCUGCAAUUUUCGACGAAUGCUUUGGCCGAUGCUUUGGUCAAUGAAACGGAAAACGAUGAAAAUAUAGAAGAAUUGAGCUCUGUUGCCGUUAAAAUUGAGAACUACGCCGUUGCAUCUACGCGACGACUUCUAGACUUAAGUUCGAAUGGAGGAAAAUCAGCAGUGACUCUGAAUCUGGAAUCGGUGAACGUGGUUGGCUGUAAUGCCGGAAGUGAAAAAUGUCUUCUUUCGUCUGGAGGUUCUGAAAUUGGACCUGUGAUAAGUGAUUCUACCUUCCGUGUAACUUACAUUCAACAUAAAAAAUUCUCAGUGACGUCAUCAGUGGGCUCACAAAUUGUCUCUGCGACUGUCGAAGACAUUAAUUCUAAUAGAAUUUCGUUACCAGUGAAUUUCGUCUUGAAACAUGUAAAGGAUGUCGGCUUUUUCAUCCCUGAAUGUGGAUUUAUUGACGCGGUGAAUAACGUUUGGUCAAAAGAUGGAUGCAGUGUUAUUUCAACUAAUGUAACACAUACCAGAUGUUCCUGUAAUCACAUGACGAAUUUCGCAAUAUUGUUUUUGCAUUCUGACAUCAAGAUUUCGGCUGUGGAAGAAUUCUGGUUUAACAUUAUCACAUACAUUGGCUGUGGAAUUUCGAUAACAGCGUUGCUAGUGACAAUGACGACUUUUGCUGCUUUGAGACUACACAAAUCUGAGCGUGUUGUUCUCCUUUGGCAUCUUUGUUUUUGCUUAUGUAUUGCACAACUUAUUCUGGUAGCAGGUACGAAUGCAGUAGUGGGCACGGCGAGCUGCAAAGCAAUCGCAAUAUUGCUACAUUUCUUUUUCAUGGCUGCAUUCUCGUGGAUGUUAAUGGAAGGUUGCCAGCUAUAUUUCAAAGCAGUUCGUGCUGUAAAAGGAGGCUACAACUUCAAAGUUGUUUUAGUUGCUGGAUGGACUAUACCAAUCAUCAUCGUGUGCGCUAGCCUGGGUGCAGGAUAUCACGGUUAUGGUAAUGGUAGGGGAUGUUGGAUCUCGACGGAAAAUGGAAUGAUUUGGGCAUUUAUUGGGCCUGCUGUUGGGUUUAUUGUGAUCAAUUGUAUUCUGUUGACUUUUGUAAUGAAAGUUUUUCUCGGAUUGAAAUCGGUUCUCAAGAAAAAUGAAGUAGAGAAAACGAAACGUGCUGCAAAAGCUCUUGCUUGCUUGAUGCCUCUACUUGGAAUCACAUGGAUAUUUGGUUUGUUUGCUGUCGGCGAAUCAACCAAAUGGUUCCUCUACUUGUUCUGCAUCUGUAACAGCCUACAGGGACUUGGUAUCUUUGUUCUCCACUGCGCGAGAAACCAUGAAGUCAGAAAAGCGUUCCUGAAGAAGUAUCGGAGAAGUUUCAUGUCGAUUGGUCCAUACUCUACAUCUGGUUCCAGCCAGUCUGGCAAAUCAGCAGAUACUUAUCUCAAGUCUACUACUGAUUCUCUUCCUAUUGUGGCUAAGUGGUAAAGAAAGUUCAAUUACUCAUUCUCAUCAGCACUUAUCUACCACAUGAACACCAAUUUUGUCGGGAAGAGUCAAAGAUGGGUAGUAAAUACCUGGAGUUAGCCUAAUUGCUUCUACUUAAUUGUGUAUAUACUAUACUAGUAGGUGGUCUACGUCUCUACGAUAUUAAAGUACCAU
Molecule: messenger RNA, 2202 nt
Organism: Styela clava
Lineage: Eukaryota; Metazoa; Chordata; Ascidiacea; Stolidobranchia; Styelidae
Product: adhesion G protein-coupled receptor L3-like
Biological process (GO): cell surface receptor signaling pathway; adenylate cyclase-activating G protein-coupled receptor signaling pathway
Cellular component (GO): plasma membrane
Molecular function (GO): G protein-coupled receptor activity
Source: RefSeq, a predicted model, not a curated record